This is a messenger RNA of Cylicocyclus nassatus, 1802 nucleotides long. NCBI's taxonomy places the organism in Eukaryota, Metazoa, Nematoda, Chromadorea, Rhabditida, Strongylidae. The record is from the annotation of a GenBank genome assembly.
AUGUCUCAACUCCAAGAGAAUCUCGACAAUGUGAACAAAGUGCUUAGCAGCUAUAGUGGACGCGAUAAAUUUGUUCGAACUCUUUCAUUUCUACUAUCGUUAAAAGCCCAAUCGUCACCGAAGAAGGAGGCUCUGCUAGCCCUCGCUAAGCAAUGCUCUGCAGCUCGAAUGGUAUUACGACAGUUCAAUCAUCCUUCUAUGAUCAAAGCUUGCCAGCAACUUCUGAAUACUACACCUUCUGAUCCCGUCGAUUAUGCUUGUACUGCCACCGUCACAGGCGUCUAUACUGUCUAUGGCUUCGUCGAACUAUUCGCCUGGUUGUCAGAUGCGAGAAUUGUCGCCCUAGACACCGCUAGAUUAUUCCGAUGGUGUCUCUACCUUUGGAUCACCGCGUUGGUCGCUGGAAUAAUUCGCCAAAUACGACUAAUAUCGAAGAAAGGUUUGGAAAAGGCCAACGAGGACAUUAUUACACUUGUGGGUCUUGCCAGCGACUUCAUGUUUGUGGCAAUGCGUAUUCUCGUAACAGGCGCCGCCGGCUUCAUUGGAAGUCACACAACGCUAGAAUUAGUCGAGGCUGGUUAUGAAGUGAUGUGUAUAGAUAAUUUCUCAAACUCAGUAUCAGAUGGUAAAGGGAAUGCUGUUUCUUUGCUCCGAGUAGCUGAGCUGGUUGGUAAAACGAUACCAUUCCAAGAGUGUGAUGUGUGUGACAUAGAGAAACUGGAUCAAGUUUUUGCCAAGGGCAAUUUUGAUGGCUUGAUACACCUUGCUGCCCUGAAAGCCGUUGGAGAGUCUGUUGAAAAGCCGUACGAAUACUACUCCAACAAUCUAACCGCUAGCCUCAACUUGAUAAAGAUGUGCCAAAAGUAUAAUGUCAAGAACUUUAUUUUUUCUUCAAGUGCCACUGUGUACGGAUCUCCUAAAGAAUUGCCAAUAACGGAGGAUGCCCCUACAGGACAGGGCAUUACUAACCCUUAUGGUCAAACCAAAUAUAUGAUGGAACAAAUAUUAAUCGAUGUUGGGAAAGCACAUCCCGAUUGGAACAUCGUUUUAUUGCGGUAUUUCAACCCAGUUGGUGCACAUCCUAGUGGAAGAAUAGGUGAAGAUCCACGAGGUAUUCCCAAUAAUCUUAUGCCUUUCGUUAGCCAGGUCGCAAUAGGCAGGCUACCAGUACUGAAGAUUUUCGGUGACAAGUGGGAUACCCCUGACGGUACAGGCGUUCGUGAUUACAUACACAUAGUUGAUCUUGCUCGCGGCCAUGUCAAGGCUCUGGAUAGGAUACAGAAACUAGGUCACAUUGGAACGGAGAUUUACAAUCUUGGCACUGGUAGAGGGUACUCCGUUAAAGAAAUGAUUGCUGCACUAGAAAAAGCUAGUGGUCGUAGAGUUCCUACCGAGAUUGGCGUUCCACGCCCGGGAGAUAUCGCUUGCGUCUACUGCGACCCCGCGAAGGCUGCAAAAAUGCUGGAGUGGAAGGCCGAAUUUGGUCUGGAUGAAAUGAGCCGGGAUCUAUGGAACUGGCAAACCCAGAAUCCGAAUGGUUUUUCACAAGCGUAACUCACAUAGAACAUUUCCAUACUAAUUUUUUUGUUGAGCACAUAGACUAGUUUUCAAGUGCAAUUGCCAUCAUCGCAUAGUAUUAGCAUCUUAUAUUGUGAUAGGAACUUGCUUUAUCGAGAUGACUUUCAUUCCAAGCUGUGUUGCCUCAUAGAGUGCCAGGUUUUAUCUUGCUUAUAUUUAUUCUAAUUAUCCAUGGCAAUAUGUUUGUAAAUUUUGAAGAUAUAGAAUAAAGUUCAGUUAUGGGU